Messenger RNA from Fukomys damarensis (Damara mole-rat), 2096 nucleotides. RefSeq names its product cyclin Q (gene Ccnq). Bases 12 to 632 code for a protein of 206 amino acids. Gene Ontology annotation, biological process: regulation of transcription by RNA polymerase II. The transcript has 4 exons. The record is from RefSeq and is a predicted model, not a curated record. Gene Ontology annotation, molecular function: cyclin-dependent protein serine/threonine kinase regulator activity. Gene Ontology annotation, cellular component: nucleus. Lineage: Eukaryota; Metazoa; Chordata; Mammalia; Rodentia; Bathyergidae.
UCAAGCUCGGGAUGCGCUCCAUUCCCAUCGCCACUGCGUGCACUAUUUACCAUAAAUUCUUCUGUGAGAUCAACCUGGAUGCUUACGACCCAUACCUUGUCGCCAUGUCUUCCAUUUAUCUAGCUGGCAAAGUGGAGGAGCAACACCUACGGACCCGAGACAUCAUCAAUGUGUCCAACAGGUACUUUAACCCCGGUAGCGAGCCCCUGGAGCUGGACUCACGCUUCUGGGAGCUUCGGGACAGCAUCGUGCAAUGCGAGCUCCUUGUGCUUCGAGUCCUGCGCUUCCAGGUGUCCUUUCAGCACCCCCACAAGUACCUGCUCCACUACCUGGUUUCCCUCAAAAACUGGCUGAACCGUUACAGCUGGCAGCGGACUCCCGUCUCUGUCACAGCCUGGGCUCUGCUGCGGGACAGCUACCAUGGUGGGCUCUGUCUCCGUUUCCGGGCGCAGCACCUGGCUGUGGCUGUGCUCUACCUGGCCCUGCAGGUCUAUGGAGUUGAGGUGCCUGCCGAGGCUGAGGCUGAGAAGCCAUGGUGGCAGGUGUUUAGUGACGACCUUACCAAGCCAAUCAUUGAUAAUAUUGUGUCUGAUCUCAUUCAGAUUUAUUCCAUGGACACAGAGAUCCCCUAAGGCCCUGGCCCAGGCCUGCCCAAAGAGAAGCCCAGGAUGGCCAGCUGCCUGGGGACGGUGGCACCACGUCGCUGUGACGGCCGGUCCCCAGAGGACCAGCUGCUGGAGGCGGGCUAGUGAAGGCGAUGACACGCUGCCGCUCUGACUGUCCCCAGCAGCCACGGUCCCCGUGUGCUGCUGCCUGGGUGGCGUUUCUGCUUUUGUCCUUUGAGAGGACUCUGGCUGCACUUGAGGCAUGAUGUUGCUGGGAGGGCAGUCGCAGGGACAGAUGGGACUGCACCUGAGGGAUUUUUUUAAAAGUCAGAUUUCUAGAAUGAAUGAUGUGUGAUAGAGAUGGAAUUUUAUUUUGUAUAAUAAAAGCUGAUGCAAAUCGACAGAGCCCCUUUGUCUUAGCUCCGAAACCCAUGCUGCCCUUUGAGACUCUCAGAAUGACCUCACUCCUGGUUACAGUGCCCGGUGGUUGGUCACGGGCACCCAGGAAGGCCGGUGGGGUCCCAGGGCAGCCGAAGUCCUGAGUGGAGUCCAGAUGGACACCAAGGUGUGGUGCCCCGUGUGCCAUGCAGGCCCCUUCUUCCGUAAGGCCAGCUCUCGGGCGUGUAGGAUGGCAGCCCGGUGUGAGCUCCGUGCACACCCAGCACGCGCUGACACUUCCCACUACCCCCACACGGUCCCCUUUCCACUGUGUCACCUCCACUUCCAUCUGGCACACCCGGAGCUCCUAGAGGCUGGGGAGAGAGACCCAGAGCUGGGCGCCCCUGGUGGGCAGGGCUCUGGGGUGGCCCUGUCCUGCUGCCGCCUGUGCCUUCUGCCCCUUUGGACGGACCUUGGCAGCAGUUCCUGGGGUCCUGUCAGGCCUGUGACUGAUACUCGAUGUGACUUCAUUGGGGCCACCAAGCAUGACGCUCUCAGCCCUCAGAAAACCUGGCAGCUGGGAAGGGCUCACUCUUUUCUGCCACUGUUCCCUCUGUGUCCCUCCCCAGCCCCUCCCCAGGACAUAGCAAGGGGAGGAAUUGGGGUGAGCAUGCUUGUCCUGACGGAGAGUGCCCCACAGCCCCGGAAAACUUGACAUUUCCUUUUAUGGCAUCGAGUGUGAGGUCAUUUCCUCUCUUGGGACUCACUUCCCACUUUGCAGAUUGAGCAGUUUGCACCGAUAAAUAAAAUAGCAGUUUGUUUUUUUAAACUCCCUCCCCUGCCUCCGCUGUCACGCUGCCUGCCGUGGGGACUCGCUGGCUCUGCUCAGUGUUACUUGUGUGCUGGCCGCUGGGCCUGUCAGGUCAGGCUUGUCUCCUGGCCUGUCUGUGGUUUUCCUGAUACGACAGCCAGCCCGUGUCAAUCAGGGCCCAAGGGCUGUGGAACACCGAGCGUGUUCUAUGUGCUGUGAAAUUCAAGUCACUGUUUACAGGGUUGGGGUUCCGUUUGGCUUUUACUUUAUUUUGUUGUGUUCGUUUUUGCUUUUUGUUUUUG